This is a messenger RNA of Girardinichthys multiradiatus, 2670 nucleotides long. RefSeq names its product histidine N-acetyltransferase-like. Bases 841 to 1851 code for a protein of 336 amino acids. The transcript has 9 exons. Lineage: Eukaryota; Metazoa; Chordata; Actinopteri; Cyprinodontiformes; Goodeidae. Gene Ontology annotation, molecular function: acyltransferase activity, transferring groups other than amino-acyl groups. The record is from RefSeq and is a predicted model, not a curated record.
GGUGCUGCUGCACAGGUGUCGCUCAUCUGAGAGCAAUCAGCUGGCUUCUUAAGGAGUGGAAACCAGAGGGAGGCGUCAGCUUGUUGUCUCAUUCUGUGUGGUAAACAGCUAGACCUCGGCUGCUCUGCAGUCCUGCUUCCAAGCAUUUUUCUGAUCACCUUGUUUUUUCUCUUCUGCCUUGCAGAUCAAGCUUUUGCUGAAGGCUACUGUGGAUAUUUUCCUGUCUCCUGUUUUCACUCGUAUCAUGUUCAUGUUGUGGGAGCUUCAGCCUCGACGCCUCAGCUAAAAGAAACACAAACGAAGGAGAAAAUCACCUCCUUCAGUCGUGCCUCCCUGUCAACCUCAGCCACCGUGGAGAAGACUUAUCUUUCCCCGGCCACUAAGUUCUCAACCUCGCACUACUGGCCUUUAUUCAUCAGUAGCUCAACAGGAAGAAGGGCAAAGAAAGAAGGGGAGGACAGGAAAUGGCCCGUGGCCGGGAAUUGAACCCUGGACCGCUGCAUGGAGGACUGUAGCCUCUGCAUAUGAUGAAUUGGCUCUACCCCUGAGCCACCUGGUGACCCUGCCUUUUCAGCCACCAGUUACAACCCCAGCAUGACCUCUCGCUCCAUCAGUUCUCUGGUGACAUCUGACGACCAGGCUGAGCAUGAGGCCAGCAGCCAGACACCAACUUCACCAUCAACUCCAUCAACACAGCAGCAGCUAAGAGAAGAAGAGGAGGGCUCCAUCUCAGAUGAAACUCUAACUCAUUCCAGGAAGCAGCUCACCUGUAUCUCAGUCCAAGUUUUCACAUCAAGUGUCUUCAACACUUUCUGAAGUUCCAACAAACUUUGCUGCAGGAUGAAGAUUGAUACCAACCUGACUCCCCAGCUUCCUGAGGCCCCUUCCCAGGCUGGCCUACAGUUUGUUGUAGCCACUGAGGAGGACUUCGAUGAAAUUAUGGCAAUGAGCCAGGAUAUCUAUGGUGGUCUGGACUACCUUCCCACCAGAUACACUAGCUGGCUUCAGGAUUCGAACCGCAUGGUUAUUCUGGCACGCAAAGAAGGAAAAGUGGUUGCUCUGGAAUCAGCAUGUGUGAUCGAUGAUGGCGGGACUAUGCUAGUGGAGGGUCUUCGUGUUGCCCCUCAGGAAAGAGGGAAGGGAGUAGCAGGAGUUCUGCUGCGCUUCUGCUCCGAGCUGGUCAAAUCCAAAUUUCCAGAUGUAAAAGUGACCCGCUUGACCCGUGAUGACCAGCUUGGGCCGAAGGACUUUGAAAAGUAUCGCAUCAUAACUAAGCAGGGAAUUCUGCUAGUGCGUUUCAGAGCUGAAGAACUCAAACUGCGACUUUGUGACAUAAUAUUGCGUGGCGGCAUUCAUUCAUCUGUGUCCACACACCAGUCCAGCCCCCCUCCUGUGCGUCUCGAUCAAACAUCUAUCCAUCAGCUUUAUCUUACUACUGACUUGAUGCAGGGAGUGCUUCCUAAUGCCACCGUCAUUCAAGACUGGCAGCCAUUCAAGCUUCUACCAAGCAAUUUCUCAAUCCUACUGAAGAAGGACAUUGACUGGAUGGUGGAUGAUUUAUCCAGUCCUACUGUGGCCAGCCUUUGUACCUUCCCUUUCAGGGUGCCCAUUGGAGAUGAUUGGUAUUACCUGAACAUUGACAUGUUUGGUAAAGACCUGAAUUUGACUCAGCAGCAGUUCCUGUGCCACCUUCAGCGCCACACAACCAACCUGAAGGGUCAUGUGAUGUGCCAGAUAUUCCUGGAGCCUGGUCUUUGGAAGCCUAUGGUCGAUUUCUGUCAGAACACUUUAAACGUAGACCUGGUGAAAGAGUACACUGAGCAAUGUGUGGUGGAAUCAGAUCUGAUCUAGUAGAAGGAGUAACCAUGGUAAAGAGGGAAGAAGAAACAAAUAGAAUUCAAAUACACUAAAACUUUUUUUUCUCUGGACAGAAAGAAAAAAAUAUAUAUUUUAACAAACUUACAUUCUGAUAUAUUUUAUUCAAUGGAAAGUGAACACAGGUGAGUGAUUAAUGCUGCUUGGUUAAAAGAGUUUCCUGUAGGUCAAUAGCACAAAUAUUUUUGGCAGAAUUAUUUUAAACUGAACUUUGCAUAAAACACAUUGCAUGUAAAUUUACCUCCAGUCUCCAUCUGAGAGAAUAGAAUUGAUAUUAUCGUGUCAAUCUGUUUGAGAGUACAGAACAACAGAGUCAAUCACUAGUGUAAGACAAUAAUCAUUACCAUAUUAGCUUAUUACUGUAUUUGAUGUUAGCUCUAUUUUGUACAUCUUGUUUGUUUUAAGGGUUUAGGAGGAAUGGUAAGAUUUGUUUCACAGGUAGCAAUAAUGCAUUCUAGAAAUAGUACAAGUGAUUUUUUUAAAGAGAUAACAGUCCCUUUACCUCAUUUCAAACCUUUUACUUCUGCUCUUUCUGUAAAAACUUAACUUUUUAAGUUUUAUUUCAUUUGAGGGAAGAUGCUUCUUUCCCCUUUUUUCAAGUAUUUUACUGUAAAAUAUGUAUGUAACAAACCUAAUGUAAAAGAUUCAUUUGAUCGAUAGUUUUGUGCUAGUUCACCUUUAACAAGUCCUCCGAUCCAGCUUUAUUUGUGUUCUAAAUUCAGUUUAGCUUACUGCACUGCAGCUGAUCCUUCUCUGUUCAGAUUUGUUUAAUCUCCUGUUCAGUAAUACAAUUUG